Anolis carolinensis (green anole) is the source of this 1664-nucleotide messenger RNA. RefSeq lists its product as uncharacterized. The transcript is spliced from 5 exons. NCBI's taxonomy places the organism in Eukaryota, Metazoa, Chordata, Lepidosauria, Squamata, Anolidae. The record is from RefSeq and is a predicted model, not a curated record. Bases 411 to 1664 code for a protein of 417 amino acids.
GCCCGGCUCUUCCAGGCAUUCUUGUCCAAGGGAGCGGAGGCUUCUGGGAGUUGAAGUCCAAAGCCUGGAGGACCAGAGGCGACUUGAAGGCUAACCUCCGAGAUCUGGAACUACAGGUGGCUAGAGAGGACUUCCUGCGGUGUUUUGUUUUGGGCGGAUGUGGGCUGUGUCCUCCUCUUCCUGGUCCGGCUUCUCCUCCAAAAGCGGCUUCUUGGGAAACUCGUGCCUUUGGCUUUUCUUUCUGGGAGGAUUUUGGAGGAAAAGGAGAAACACCUGAGGCGGAGUUCUUGGGUUUAAAGGGAAGAAACCGGAGGGAGGAAGUUUUCCAGGCGGUAAGCUCCAGGUGUAUGUUUAGAUUGCCGCAGUAGACUCUACCAUUUCCCAGCAUUUCAGGCUAGUAUUGUCCGAGGAUGAAAAUGGAGACCCGAGAAGACCUUACAAGUCUUAUACCAAGGCAGGUGUCAUGGGAAGUGAGAGGGAGCUGCCAUGUUGGGACGACGGAGGCAUUCCUGCCAAGGAGACCAAUGGAGGUGAAACAGGAACCUGACAACUCGCUUCAGCAGUGGGAAACCCAAUGGCAAGAGUUCCUGAAGGGUGUGGAAGGCCCUCACCCAAACUGGGGCACCUCUCAGUCGAGGGAGGAGCCGUGGGACGACGCCAAAGCCUUCCUGGCCUCCUUUGAGCAAGUGGCCCAAGCCUGCCGGUGGCCCAAGGAAGAGUGGGUGCCCUGGCUCCUGCCAGCAUUGAGCGGAGAGGCCAAGCGGGCCUUCACCGGCCUGGAGGCCGAAGGCAGGGAGGAUUAUGGGAAAGUGAAGGCCGCCAUCUUGCACAAGGAUGCCAUGCGGCGGGAAGAAGUGCGGCAGUGUUUCCGGCGUUUCCGCUACCGGGAGGCCGAGGGGCCGAGAGAGGCUUAUGGACAGCUUCAGGAACUGUGUUGCCGGUGGCUGAAAGUUGAAAGGCAUUCAAAGGAGCAGAUCCUGGAGCUGCUGGUCUUGGAGCAGUUCUUGGACGUCCUGCCUCCAGAGAUAGAGGCCUGGGUCAAGGAAUGUGGUCCAGAGACUUGCUCCCAGGCAGUGGCCUUGGCGGAGGACUUCCUCCAGAAGCAGCGAGAGGCCAAGAGGCAGGCAAACCAGGUGAAGACCGUUCAUUGGGUUCCAGGCUUCUCAAAGGGCUGCUUUGUGCAAGGCUUGACUCAUCUAGCCAGGGUGCCGUUAGAGGAAGAGGAGACGGUGGGUUCCCCUAAAGGUGUCCAAGCCCUGCCUGAGAUGGAGCAGAAGGAGUUUAGUGUGGAGACCAAAGAGGAAGAUGAUGAUGGGGAUACUGGACACUUGGGCGAUGAAAGGAAAAGUGAGAAUGAGAGGCAACCAGGCUCGGCUCUUCCAGGCAUUCUUGUCCAAGGGAGCGGAGGCUUCUGGGAGUUGAAGUCCAAACCCUGGAGGACCAGAGGCGUCUUGAAGGCAAACCUCCGAGAUGUGGACCUACAGGUGGCUAGAGAGGACUUCCUGCGGUGUUUUGUUUUGGGCGGAUGUGGCCCGUGUCCCCUCUUCCUGGUCCGGCUUCUCCUCCAAACGCGGCUUCUUGGGAAACUCGUGCCUUUGGCUUUUCUUUCUGGGAGGAUUUUGGAGGAAAAGGAGAAACGCCUGAGGCGGAGUUCCUGGGUUUAG